Messenger RNA from Eucalyptus grandis, 2859 nucleotides. RefSeq names its product pentatricopeptide repeat-containing protein At1g32415, mitochondrial-like. Lineage: Eukaryota; Viridiplantae; Streptophyta; Magnoliopsida; Myrtales; Myrtaceae. The record is from RefSeq and is a predicted model, not a curated record. Gene Ontology annotation, molecular function: RNA binding; protein binding. Gene Ontology annotation, biological process: RNA modification.
ACGAUAACAACUGCAAUCGCCGAAGAAAAGUGCCAACAAUGAGACCACGUUCAUGGACGUUGGAAGAGAAGCACCGUGGAAAGAACGAUAUCCCCAACGAACACCCAUUGCAGCAGUUUGAGUCGGUAGUGAUUUGAUGCCAUGGAAAGUUGAUAAAAUCAAGAUACAUGCGCCAACUUUAGACCGCUCGAGGAAAUCCCAAGUAAAUGAAGCACCUUUUCUGACAAAAAUUCUUCCUUUGACCAUUCUGCUGCUUUGGUACCACCUAGUUUAUCUCUCUCUUUUUUCCUUAAAAAUGAGAAUUAUUAAAAGCCUACUUGAAAUACAGUUGAUGCUCGCCUCGCGUUUCGUAUAACCUCAACAGUCGUGUUGUCUGUAAAAUCGAUGGAAGAUUUAAAAUCCUCCAUCGUCUUCUUCUCAUUCUUGCCCGUCUCAACACCCAGUUGACAAAGCUCCGGACUUUGUCACGCCAAGCACUCAUCCGAUGAUUCCGAGAUACUGGUCGCGCUCUUUUCUGGAUACCAUGGUGGGCUCGACCUUUCGAUGGACACUGUAUUAUCUCCGCAAGGGUCAGCUUCCAGAUGCGCGGAACAUGCUCGAGAGAAUGCCCGACAGAGGACCUCAUGGCCGAGUUGGGCACUGGACUUCGCUGCUAUCGAGAUUUUCUAGAUUUGGUUUCAUUGAUGAAGCUAAAUCUCUCUUUGAUAUCAUGCCGCAGAAAAACCAAGUGACCUAUAAUGCGAUGUUGUCUGGGCUCGUUCAAAGUGGGAGAAUUAGUGAGGCUUGUAGCUUUUUUGAGCGAAUGCCGGAGAGGAAUGUCGUGUCAUGGACUUCAAUGCUUUGUGGGUAUGCAAAUGCGGGGAGAAUUGAUGAGGCGAAGAGGUUGUUCAGUGAUAUGCCGGAGAGAAAUGUUGUCUCUUGGAACGCCAUGGUUGUUGGGUUGAUUAGGAAUGGCAAUUUGGAAGAAGCGAAGUGGAUUUUUGACGCAAUACCCGUAAGGAAUGUAAUUUCUUGGAAUGCUAUGAUUUCAGGGUACACUGAGAAUUUCAGGAUGGAAGAAGCUAGGGUUUUGUUUGAACAAAUGGAGGAAAGGAAUGUCGUUACUUGGACCAUUAUGGUAACUGGUUAUUGUAGAAUUGGAAAUGUAGAAGAAGCUCAUACUUUAUUCAAGAAAAUUCCCGAGCAGAAUGUUGUUUCUUGGACUGCCAUGAUUGGAGGGUAUGCCUGGAAUGGCUUCUACAGAGAGUCUCUGUCUAUUUUUCUUGAAACAAAGAAGAAUUUCAAUCUCGAACCAAACAAGGAAACUUUCAUCUCACUCGCAUAUGCCUGUGCUGGGGCUGGAUUUAGUCGCCUUGGCAAGCAGCUACAUGCAAACUUGAUAAUCAGAGGAAUGGAGUCUGAUGAUGAUGAUGGGAGGCUGAGCCAAAGUUUGAUACACAUGUACACUGUUCGGAGUAAUGGACUUUGCUCAUCACAUUUUUGUCAGAAACAUAGGAGCUGCUCCGCCCAGUUGUGUAAUUUGAUGAUUAACGGAUAUAUUCGGAGUGGACAGCUGGAAAAAGCUAAAAUUUUCUUUGUCACCGCACCAAUGUGUGAUAGGAUCUCAUGGACAUCCAUGAUCGAUGGUUAUUUGAGUGUUGGACAAGUUUCUGAAGCACGUGAACUCUUUGACGUCAUGCCUGAUAGGGAUAGUGUGGCAUGGACAGCAAUAAUAUCAGGUUAUGUCCAUAACGAGCUGAUCCCUGAGGCUAUUGAGUUGUUCUCCGAAAUGCGGACUCAGGGGUUUCGUCCUCUUAAUCUUACAUACGCAACUCUUAUUGGAGCAGCUGGUGCAGUGGCAAAUCUUGACCAGGGAAAGCAGUAUCAUUCCCUCUUGCUCAAAUCUAAUUUUGAGCAUGACCUGAUUGUUCAAAACUCACUGAUCUCUAUGUACGCGAAGUGCGAGAUAGAUGAUGCACAUAGUAUAUUCAUGAGCAUGAUAGUUCGGGAUAUUGUUACGUGGAAUUCCAUGAUAAUGGGUUACUCGAACCAUGGGUUGGUGAAUGAGGCUCUGCGUUUUAAGUCCAUGCUAGAAUCUGGAAGCCACCCAAAUUCUACGACCUUCUUGGGGAUUUUGUCGGCAUGUAGUCAUGGAGGGCUAGUUGACCGAGGGUGGGAGGAGUUCAAUUCCAUGAGGGAGGUCUAUGCAAUUACUCCAGGCCUGGAGCACUAUAUCUGCAUGAUUGAUCUCUUGGGCCGGGCAGGAAAACUAGAGGAAGCUGAAGACUUCGUGCUGCGGCUACCUUUCAAACCAAAUUCUUCUGUUUGGGGGGCUCUGCUUGGUGUAUGUGGACUAAAGAAAAAUUCCAAAAUUGCUGCUCGUGCUGCCAAGAAGCUUCUUGAACUGGAUCCUUUAAAUGCACCAGCCCAUGUGGUGUUGUGUAAUGUAUCCGCGGCAAAUGGACAGUACCUUGACGAGAAAAUCCUGAGGAAGGAGAUGGGUCAGAAGGGUGUACGGAAAACUCCUGGAUGUAGUUGGAUACCACUGAAAGGGAGAGUUCAGUUGUUCCUAUCGGGGAGCAAAAUAUCUUUGGAAGCUGAUGAAAUGCUAUCUCUCCUGCUUGGGAAUCUUGAUGAGCGAGACUGUUUUAUGGAUUGCAUCUAAUAACUCCCUGUGUCUAUUCUGAACUGCAUCAGUUAACGGAGUUCUUGUUGAUACACGCUCAGUGGCACUAGUCAUGUAAUAUCAGUCCACAGUUUGCACAUGGGAUAUCAUAUUAAUCGAGAGAAGAUUGAGCUGUUUUGUGAAAGUAUAAGGAGAAACCAGCUGAAUAACGAGGUGUAGAUGUAGCAAAGCAGCCAAGAUCAGAAGUUAUCGCG